AUGGCCAGAUGGCUCGAGGAAAACACCUGCAUCGGCGAUAACACUAUUUUCUACACCACGCCCGCCAAUGAACGCGAUGCCGAACAGUUCUCCAACCAGGUUGGCGGAACAUACUACGGUGUGCUCAUCGACCAGCGCAUGAAGAAGGUUAACGGCGCAACGGAAGAUGGAAUUUUUUGGAAAUGGGUGGACGCGUGUGGUGGUACCCCUGAGGAGGAGAAUAAAGUGGCACAUCACGUUAGCCAGGCGCUUGCAAUGAAGGCGACGGGGCCGACGUAUCUCAUGCUGCCCAAGGGGGCAACACCAAAGCCGAGUUCAUUCUGGUUAGUGGACGAGUGGCCUAUGUUGAAAAAGAGGGGGAUCAAAGUCACGCAGGUGCAGCCACAAACAUUCGAUCAGACCCCUUAUAAUGGUCCUUGA
Messenger RNA from Aspergillus chevalieri, 420 nucleotides. RefSeq lists its product as uncharacterized. NCBI's taxonomy places the organism in Eukaryota, Fungi, Ascomycota, Eurotiomycetes, Eurotiales, Aspergillaceae. The coding region runs from base 1 to 420 and encodes 139 amino acids. The transcript has a single exon. The record is from RefSeq and is a predicted model, not a curated record.